CACCACGUAGUACACACACACUACACACACUACGCUUCUACGCUACACACCACUACUCUCACAACAAUGGCGAGGAGCGUAGCCGUGGUGGUGUUGCUGGCGAUGGCGGCGGUGGCGGCGGCGCAGGCGCCGGGUCCCGCUGCGACGCCGGCGGCGGGCGCCACGGGGCCGCCGAACGUGACGGCGGUCCUGGAGAAGGGAGGGCAGUACACGACGUUCAUCCGGCUGAUGAAGGAGACGCAGCAGGACACGCAGCUGAACAGCCAGCUGAACAACUCCUUCAACGGCAACGGCUACACCGUGUUCGCGCCUACCGACAACGCCUUCAACAACCUCAAGCCGGGCACCCUCAACAGCCUGACGCAGCAGCAGCAGGUGGCGCUCGUCCAGGGCCACGUCCUCCCGCAGUUCUACUCCAUGGACUCCUUCCAGACGGCCAGCAACCCCGUCCGCACCCAGGCGUCCGGCACCGACGGCCCCUACACCCUCAACAUCACCUCCACCACCAACAACAACGUCAACGUCUCCACCGGCGUCGUCGAGGUCACCGUCACCAACGCGCUCAGCGCGGUCAAGCCGCUCGCCGUCUACUCCGUCGACAAGGUGCUCCUCCCCUUCGAGCUCUUCGGCGUCAAGGCCCCCGCCGCCGCGCCCACCGCGUCGACCGCCAAGCCCAAGAAGGGUGGCUCCACGGAGGCCGCCUCCGGCCCCGCCGGCGCGGAGGACGCCGAGCCCACGGGCGCCGCCAGCGCCAGGGCCGUCGGCUGGGGCGUCGCCGGGCUCGCCGCCGUUGUUGGCUGCCUCUUGUAAGACGGUGUACGGACACGAUGGUCGAGGAAGCUAGCCAUGUGCAUGCAUUUCUUUUCUUUUCUUUUUUUUUCCUUUUUUUCCUUUUCUUUCAUUCUUCCUCUCUCCAUGUUUAAAUUUAUUUGAUUUUGACUAGUUUGUUCUUUACAUUAUUCUUGUUCUUGGUGGUUUGUAAUAUUGGGCUGUGUGAUUGGAGUUUUCUGUCUGAGGCCGGGAUGUUAAUAAUGCAUUAGUACAUUUUGAGUCA
Molecule: messenger RNA, 1054 nt
Organism: Oryza sativa Japonica Group (Japanese rice)
Lineage: Eukaryota; Viridiplantae; Streptophyta; Magnoliopsida; Poales; Poaceae
Product: fasciclin-like arabinogalactan protein 11
Biological process (GO): plant-type secondary cell wall biogenesis
Cellular component (GO): plasma membrane
Source: RefSeq, a predicted model, not a curated record